Molecule: messenger RNA, 777 nt
Organism: Marasmius oreades (fairy-ring Marasmius)
Lineage: Eukaryota; Fungi; Basidiomycota; Agaricomycetes; Agaricales; Marasmiaceae
Exons: 5
Coding region: 39-620 (193 amino acids)
Source: RefSeq, a predicted model, not a curated record
AGCCUGAGGUCCUCCAACCCCCCUCACGUAGCAUCAUCAUGUUUCAAACCGUAUUCCUCUCAGUCGCCUUCACAAGCCUUCUUUCGGUCGUCGUCGCCUCUCCUGCAGAAGUCUUGAAUGCCAGAGCAGCUGCCGACAACACCGUCUAUGUCACUAGCGCAGACAAAUACUGCAUGAUCAUGCCUAGAGAUCCACAUACCAACAUUGGUGACAGUGAACAUCCUGGAGGCAUGAUGACCUACUGCUCCGAAGCAGGCAAAUACGACGCUUCCCAGGGAACGAUUCCUAACGGUUUCUGGAAAAAUGUUGAUUUCCAGUCAGGAAUCAGCUCGAGAGGCGCCCGCUUUGCCCAGUUGACUGGCUGCAUCCGGCCGGAGCUUGUUGACCGUCUAAACCCUGGGGAUGCUGGUGGCCAAUACGAUUCAAACGGUGGUGACGGGGGAAGAGGAAACCCUCAAGACAGUGUUUGCCUCGGGUAUAACUCCUACGUUGAGCUUGUUGAACCUGCAGGACCCCGUGCAUGUAUCAAGUGCUGUGACAACCCCGACGAUUGUCCUGUUUGGCUGGAUGAAUCCGGUUGCCCCACUGUCAUACCUGGAAAUUAUUUCGACUGCGCUUGAAGGACUUUGAUACGACUCUGACCUGGACAUUGACCGAGCAAUUUCGAUGGACAACACUGAUAUAAUGUAUCCUAUGAUAUAGCCUAUCUCACCUUGAUUAUGCCCAUAAUUACAUACUCGUCGCUAUUCUUCAAUGAUCACGGACUAUUCUCCAGAA